GGACAAUCUUCUCUUCUCGCCGUCGCACUCCUUUCAAUUCUUUCUCACCCUCUUGAACUCUUCACCCAUAAGUCAAGAUGGCUCCCAACAACCUUCCCCCAAUCUUCAACGCCACCAACCAGGAUGUCGAGAUGCUUCUGGCAGCUCAGUGCCAUCUCGGAUCCAAGAACCUGCAGGUGCACAUGGAGCCCUACCUAUGGAAGACUCGCCCUGACGGUAUCAAUGUGAUCAACAUCGGAAAGACAUGGGAGAAGAUUGUUCUCGCAGCCCGCAUCAUCGCCGCCAUCGACAACCCAGCCGACAUCAACGUCAUCUCCGCGCGCCCCUACGGCCAGCGCGCCGUGCUGAAGUUCGCCGCCCACACCGGUGCCGUCGCCAUCGCUGGUCGCUUCACCCCCGGUAACUUCACCAACUACAUCACCCGGUCGUUCAAGGAGCCGCGCCUGAUCAUCGUGACCGACCCGCGCACCGACGCGCAGGCCAUCAAGGAGGCCUCGUACGUCAACAUCCCCGUCAUUGCCCUCUGCGACACCGACUCCCCGACCGAGUACGUCGACGUCGCCAUCCCGACCAACAACAAGGGUCGCCACGCUAUCGGUCUGAUCUGGUGGAUGCUCGCCCGUGAGGUGCUCCGUCUGCGCGGCACCCUUGCCAGCCGCGAGGCCGAGUGGGACGUCAUGACCGAUCUGUACUUCUACCGCGACCCCGAGGCCGAGGAGAACAAGGACUCUGCCGGUGUGGACGAGUCCAAGGUGCCCGGCGCUGACGAGGUCGGUGCUGGUCCUGUCGAGGGUGGAUUCCCCAGUGAGUGGGAGGUCCAGGGUGGAAGCACCGCUGCGUUUGCUGCUGCCUCUGCGACUGCUGGUGCUGGUGCUGGAUGGGACGCUGACGGCGCUGGCGACUGGGCCGCAGCCUCUGGUGCCGCCGCCGCCGAAACUGGCAACGAGGGCUGGGCCGCCGCGCCUGCUGCGGGCACCGGCGACGCUGCCGUCAACUGGUAGACACGCCAAGAUAUCCAUCCAAGGACUAUAAAAACGCUGUACGCCUAAUCGGCGCAUAAGGAGGAGAAAUCCCUUUCCCCCCUUAAAAAAAAUAAAAGAGAGAACUUCCUGAUCAUGUAUGUACGGACAGUGUGUUUUUUUUUUGUUAUUAUUGUGUUGUGGGAUAUGGCCGCGCAGCACUUAUGAGGGAAAGAUAUCCGGGUAACUGCUGUUUAAACAUGUGUUUCACAGGCAUCUCCCGGGGGAAAGCCCUGUGUUUGUAGGCUUGGGAUG
This is a messenger RNA of Pseudovirgaria hyperparasitica, 1274 nucleotides long. RefSeq names its product ribosomal protein S2. NCBI's taxonomy places the organism in Eukaryota, Fungi, Ascomycota, Dothideomycetes, Acrospermales, Acrospermaceae. Gene Ontology annotation, biological process: ribosomal small subunit assembly; cytoplasmic translation. The coding region runs from base 78 to 1001 and encodes 307 amino acids. Gene Ontology annotation, molecular function: structural constituent of ribosome. Gene Ontology annotation, cellular component: cytosolic small ribosomal subunit; ribosome; 90S preribosome. The record is from RefSeq and is a predicted model, not a curated record. The transcript has 2 exons.